GUCAUUGCGUAAGUGACGUCGUCAACACUGCAGUCUCUCACUAGCAGCUGCAGUAGCAGAACCACAGCACGCCCAUCAAAACCUCUGAAUUUCCAGUUCCAACCAGCUAACAUUGAAGAAAAGGACAUAAUGGAGGCAGCAUCUUCUUCCCAGCUGGACCCAGAUCUAAUAAGGGAGGUUCUUGAAUGCCCUAUCUGCCUGGAGACCUACAACCAGGAUCAAAUGAGACCCAAACUCCUGCAGUGUGGUCACACAGUGUGCCGGCAGUGUCUAGAGAAGCUAUUGGCUAAUACUAUAAAUGGAGUGCGCUGCCCCUUCUGUAGCAAGGUGUCCCGUAUGAGCAGUAUCUCCCAAUUGGCCGAUAAUCUGACUGUGCUCAAGAUCCUAGAUUGUACUACAUCCUGCAGUGCUGCUACUGCUGCCCUAAUGUGCAAGUCCUGCUGCAACCGCCUACCACGACAGUACUGCCAUGAUUGUGCUACAGUCCUCUGUGAGCUCUGUAAAGGGGAGGGCCACCUGCAUCAAGGCCAUUCUGUCCAGCCGAUUAGGGUGGCUGCUGAACAGCGUCGUAAAGAACUAGGUGGCAAGCUGACUUCUCUGCGUGAUGUUAUGGGUGAUAUUCAGAAGAAAAAGACAGCUAUUGAAAACAUCUCUAAGUCCUUGAGACUAAAGUACCAGGCAGUGCAGCAGGACUAUACUUCAGCUGAGCUACGUCUUCAAGAGGAACUCAGCAGGUCUCGAAGGACAUUCACAGCUUCCAUGGCAGAAGUGGAAAAGCUUAAUGGGCAAGUCCUGGAGGAGCAGACGUAUCUCCUCAACAUUGCAGAGGUAAAAGUGGUGUCACGCUGUGAUUAUCUGAGAAUGUUGGUGAGGCAGAGCGAUAUUGCUUUGCUAAAGGAUGAUGGCGAAGGCAAUGAUGACGAAGAGCUAGAUUUGAGGAGCAGCUUGCCCAUCAUGUUUCAGCUGCAAGAGCCAGAGCUGAUCAGAACAGAGCACUCUAAGCCUGUAGAAGUGGGCCAAGUGACCACAAAUACUUAUACUGUCAAUACAGAGGAUGAGGAGAGUGGUUUGGAGAUAGCACUUGAGGGUUAUGUAGAGAGUGAAACUGGGGCAACAGGGGCUACCGGUGGUGGAAGGGGGGCUCCAAUGGAUCAUUACCGAGACAUUGACAUGGUUGCAGCUGUAGAGGAUGCGGCAUGUGGUUCACCAGGCAGCUUUAAGUCAAAGUCUAUGGAUGCAGGUGGGGGAUCACCUGGUGGAGCUGGGGCAAGUGCAGGGCCGGCAGUCUGCCAGUUUGUGAAGAAGAUGGGCUGCAAGGGAACGCUACCUGGCAUGUUCAAUUUACCAGUCAGCAUCUGUGUAGCACAACAAGGUGAGGUCCUGGUGGCUGACCGUGGCAACUACCGCAUCCAGAUCUUUAAUCGCAAAGGUUUCCAGCGUGAAAUCCGCCGCAAUGCCAGUAGCAUCGACAACUUUGUCCUGAGCUUCCUUGGGGCUGACCUGCCUAACCUCAUCCCCUUAUCCAUUGCUGUCACUCCUCAAGGCCUGAUUGGGGUCACUGACAACUAUGAUAACUCGGUUAAAGUCUACACUAUGGAUGGACACUGUGUGGCUUGCCAUAAGAACCAGCUGAUUAAACCCUGGGGAAUUACUGCCAUGCCAUCAGGUCAGUUUGUGGUGUCAGAUGUGGAAGGUGGCAAGCUGUGGUGUAUCGCAGUGGACCGCAAUUUAGGUGUGGUCAGCUACAAUCGAUUGUGCUCUGCUGUGCGGCCAAAGUUUGUGACAUGUGAUGCGGCUGGAACAGUCUAUUUCACUCAGGGCCUAGCCCUGAACUUUGAAAAACGUCACAAUGAGCCCCACCUGGAAGGGGGCUUCUCUAUUGGCUCAGUGGAUGCAGACGGCCAGCUAGGCAAGCAGCUCAGCCAUUUCUUCUCAGAGACGGAGGACUUCCGCUGUAUCACUGGCAUGUGUGUGGAUGUCAAUGGGGAUUUGCUGGUAACGGACAGUGGCAGGAAAGAAAUCCUCCAGUUUCCCAAAGAGGGUGGAUUCAAAAUUCUUAUCCAUGAAGGGCUAAACUGCCCUGUAGGAGUGGCCACCACCCAGAAAGGACAACUGCUUGUACUGGAUUGUUGGGACCACUGUGUCAAAGUCUACACAUACAUUCAGAGGAGGCACUCCUCCACUUCCUAGAGGACCAAUCCAGUCUUUCUGCACAUGAGAGGUUUAGUAGUGUUGGUAGGUAUGGAAAUUUGGAAAAGGUUAUCUGUCACUUUAGUUUGGCUGCACUCCAAACAAGUCUCACUCCAGCAUUCAUUGAGUUAAUACAGUAAUGUUCUAGUCAAUUUGGUUUAGUUUAAAACCCACUGCAUUUUAAUUUAAUACCUGAAAUUAAAAAUAUGCUACUUAAGCUGCCUUGUACCUGAUUAUUGGAACGGAUCACAACACUGAAAACAGACCUUGCAAUAUUUUUACAUCAAAGAAUACUGGCACAAGUUUUGCAUUAAAAUAAGCAAAAGAAGCCAUUGAUGUCAAAGCUAAUGCAGGCACAAAGUAUAGACGAUUCCCUUCCUCUGUUUUACUGCUAUAUCCACCAUUUAGCCUCACUGUGUGCGAUGCAUGGCUUUCACUGAUCUGGCUUUGCAAAAGAGAAACUGGAUGAAGAAGAGCUGAAAAUGAACAUGUAUUUACAUAUAAAAUUAAGCAUACCAAGGAUUUUGGCCUGUGAAGCACUUUAUUAUUGACACAACACUGUUUCCUAGGUUUCAGUAGCACAGACUAACAUUGAUCUUGCUGAAUGCAGCUGCCAGCUUUAAAGUUUACUGUGCAGUUAGCUAAUGGCAAAACAGUAACUGAGUAUCAGCAUUCAUUGAAUUGCAUUUAGUAACAUUCAGGGAACAUUAAGUGUAGAAACCUAAGUUACCUACAGGAUAGAGGGUUGAACCAGCAUGAUAGGCUGUGGAGGAAAGCUGGGUAAUAUGGGGCAAGGGUGAAAUGUCAUUUACUGGGGUUCUGUGGGUUAAAUGCAGUCAGAAUUAUGGUUACAGAUGUUUAAUUUGUAGACCACAUUAUCAUUAUGUCCCGGUACUUAUUAAUACUACCUAGCUAGCCUGUGUGCUGUGUAUUUUGGAGUAGCACAUCAGUCUAAUGACUUUUUCAGAGCAAAUAUUACUCAAAUCUACUGUCUGAUCAUCAAACCCUUUUCCCUGUAUGUUAUUUCCUUCAUCGCUCUCCUAGUGACAUCCCAGCCACAGCCUUACUUAUGUCACUAGGCGGCAGGUUGAGGUAACCAGCUGUAAGAUAAUAUUAUUGUCAUCUGCCCUGGACCCUAUUCUAGCUGUUCUGCUCAGUCGUACAUACAGUAUCACUACAAUUUCAGAUGUUACAUCUCCUUCUGCUUGCCAUUUAUUUAAAAGUUAGCUUUGAUCACAAAACACAGUAGCUCCUACUUCUCAGACAGAACUGUGUCCAUUAUGAUUAGAGUAACAUUAUGAUUAGGUUCCAGAUGACCUUUGUAACCUGGAAGGCUUUUAAAAUGUCAAAUCAUCUAUAAAUGACUUUUUGUUACAAUAUCAAAAUAGCCAACACUAAAAAGCUCCCAGACCACAUUAAGCGUUAGGAGUACAGCAUGCAUCUACAACUUGAAUAAUGUUUACAAACUUUGUUCAAACCUGCCUUUUAUUCCAAAAAACUUAUUCCAUGCCAUUGUUUCCUCACGCCUGGCCUGCGGUUAAACAAAUCUUUUUCGGGAUCACUGGCAGGAGUGUUCAGAAUAGCGCUGCUAGGAUAAUGAUGAGUGAAAAACUCCAGCAUCACACACCAGACCUGGCUUUGUUACACUGGGAUGUUGGAUCUGUGUUGCUAUGUUUCUCUCAGGAUUUUAUUCAACACUACACAACUUGCAACCUGUGUUCUCCAGUGUUGGCAGAUAGGGUAAAGACAACAGCUUUAUACAGUCUUUUGCAAGUUUGUGGUAGUCAAGAUUAAAUUCAUCUACCGUAUAUCUGCAUGCAUUUCAUUUAUUAUUUUAUUAUGUAGAUUUAGUGGACUUCAUUGUCCAUAUUAAGCAUUAUAAAUAUAAUGCUUUCAGGUAAAAUAAAAUCAAAAUAUUUAGUGGCCUCAAUUUUGGGAAUUAAGUUAAUCAUUGAAAUCCACCCAUGUAUGUAACAUAUUCUAUGUCCAUAAAUACAUAAGUAGUAAAUAUGCCUUCCCGCCAAUACGUAUCUUCCAGUCCAGAUAUGCUCAUAAGAGCAUAUCACAUACUGACUCAGUUUCAGCCUUAAAAAUAAAGUAUUUCACAAAGCUGACCUUAUAAACAUUAUCGUAAACAAUAAGUGUUUGUAGUAUUUCUACAUAAAGUGAUAAGGAGUAGAAAACAAGUAGAACUGAAUUUAAGUAUCAAGUGAAGUCUGUCACAGUCAUUUCCCCUGUGCAUUUUUAUUUGUUUUAUUGUUAGGCCAUGUUAUAUCAACACUAAACCAAUAGAUUAUAAUUCAAGAUCGUCUCAGCUGCAUGUCAACCUUGCCAUAAAAACAUUUAUUCAGUGCUUUCACUGUAUACAUGGUCACUAGAAGUAGUUAUCACUAAAUAAUAUUCACAAUUUACAGUGACAGAAAAAUGCAUAAAAUGCCAGAAAAAAAAAUCAAGUGUCCUUGUGUCAGUGUGCUACACCAUCUGUUUUAUUCUGUUAUUAGAGAGAAGUUAUUUCCUUGCAUACGUCUUCAAAGUGUGUUAAUUUGUACCAUUGGAUCGAAAUACUGCAAUGUGUCAAUGAACCAAACUCCCAUGUGUUAUGUCCUUUGAAGCCUGUGGAUUUUACAAUGUAUUGAACACAGUACAGACAUCUCUGUCUAGUCAAAUUCAUGUUUGUAUUGUUGAUUAUCUGAGUGCAAUAAACAUUUAUGAACAACUUAAA
This is a messenger RNA of Perca fluviatilis (European perch), 4912 nucleotides long. RefSeq names its product tripartite motif containing 32 (gene trim32). Bases 130 to 2190 code for a protein of 686 amino acids. NCBI's taxonomy places the organism in Eukaryota, Metazoa, Chordata, Actinopteri, Perciformes, Percidae. The transcript is spliced from 2 exons. The record is from RefSeq and is a predicted model, not a curated record. Gene Ontology annotation, molecular function: zinc ion binding; protein binding.